This is a messenger RNA of Corythoichthys intestinalis (scribbled pipefish), 3831 nucleotides long. It is a transcript of the gene gja10b, whose product is annotated as gap junction protein alpha 10 b. Gene Ontology annotation, molecular function: gap junction channel activity. The transcript has 3 exons. Bases 215 to 1537 code for a protein of 440 amino acids. Gene Ontology annotation, biological process: cell-cell signaling. The record is from RefSeq and is a predicted model, not a curated record. Lineage: Eukaryota; Metazoa; Chordata; Actinopteri; Syngnathiformes; Syngnathidae. Gene Ontology annotation, cellular component: connexin complex.
GUGACCUGUUAAAAGUAGCAGAGUAAAACUAACCUCAGGCUGUUUUAGGGCUUAUGAUGGAUCAAUUGUGCCCCUAACCUCGAGACCUAGUUCCCAACAGAGUCAACAGCACUGGACAUUAUGUUCUCUUCUCUCUUCAAGAAAACAUUGAUGAAUCAGCUCCUAUUCAUGAGGACAAGGACUACAGAUAGAGCAGCCAAAAAUAUGACCCAAGAUGGGGGAUUGGAACUUGUUGGGCAGCAUUUUAGAGGAAGUCCAUAGUCACUCCACCAUCGUGGGGAAGAUCUGGCUCACCAUCCUCUUUGUUUUCCGUAUGCUUGUACUUGGUGUCGCAGCAGAGGAUGUCUGGGACGAUGAACAGAGUGAGUUUGUUUGCAACACGGAGCAACCGGGGUGCAAGAACGUGUGCUACGACCAGGCUUUCCCCAUCUCUCUAAUCCGUUAUUGGGUACUUCAGAUCAUAUUUGUUUCCUCCCCAUCUUUAGUCUACAUGGGUCAUGCAUUGUACCAUUUGAGAACUCUUGAAAAGGAGAGGCACAGGAAAAAAGCCUUUCUGAAAGCUGAACUGGAGGUGACGGACCCUGUUCUCGAGCAAAAGCAAAUCGAGCGGGAGCUCCGAAAACUAGACGAACAGAAGAAAGUGAGGAAAGCCCCGCUUCAAGGUUCUCUUUUGCGAACGUAUGUCUUGCAUAUCUUGAUGAGAUCCGCAUUGGAAGUGUGUUUUAUCAUCGGUCAGUGUGCGCUAUAUGGCAUUGGGCUGUCUCCUCUUUUCAAAUGUGAGAGAUUGCCUUGCCCCAACAGCGUGGAUUGUUUCGUGUCACGACCAACUGAGAAAAACAUCUUCAUGGUUUUCAUGCUAGUUAUAUCUGGAGUUUCCUUAUUCCUCAACCUCCUUGAGAUCUUCCAUCUUGGGCUGAAGAAAAUCAAACAAAGUUUGCACGGUUACAUAUGCGGAGACAGCGAUAGUGUGUGCACGUCAAACAAAAACUUGGUGCAGCAUGUUUGCUUAUUCCCAGAUUCCUCCCCUCACAGACCGAUGCAACUUCCUCCGAUGGCCUGCUCAGUUAUUUCGGGCACUCGCGAAGAAACGCGGCCGCAAGCCAACAUUGACGGUCUGCAGCAUCUGAGAGCUAUGGAGAGGCAAAACGCUGUGGACACUGGGCCGCAAUCGCUCUCCAGUGACGAUUUAAAUGCACCGCAUCACUCUGGAUCACAACUCGCAAUGGUCGGCCAUGUGGACAACCGUGGAGCCCAGAGCGCUUCACAGAGAAAGCAAAGUGUCUUCAAAGAACUGAGUGGCAUAAGUGAUUGUCCCGGAUGCGACCGUCUCUCUGCAGUCCGUAAAAAUAGUUCCAUGGGCCGAAGAAUGUCUGAGGGAAGUCCAUCGGCCAGUCUAUUUUCUACGAAUGGAAUGAGUAAUAAGCCCCAGAACUUCAACAAAGAAGAGAGUCCUGUAAUGACUCCACCACCUCCAGCUAGUGGGAGGAGAAUGUCCAUGAGCAUGAUUCUUGAGCUUUCCUCCAUCAUGAAAAAAUAAGUUGUGGAAGUGGACUACAAGCUGUCUUCUAUGAAUUUUUGAUGAACUUUUCCAAGGUUAUGAACACAUUCAACAGAAGCACCUUAUUUGCACAUUUGAAUGAAGCAAGAGUUCUGCAGUUGUUAAAUGGCUCCCCUAGACAAGGGGACGCAUUCAUUCAUUCAUAUUCUGAGCCGCUUAUCCUCACGAGGGUCAUGGGGGUGCUGAAGCCAAUCCCAGCUAACUAUGGGCAGUAGGCGGGGGUACACACUGAAUCGGUUGCCAGCCAAUCGCAAGGCUUAAGGAGACUAACAACCAUUCACACACACACUCAUACAGUACCUAGGGACAAUUUAGAGUGAUCAAUCAGCCUACCAUGCAUGUUUUUGGGAUGUGCUGAAAACAAAAGGUUAAAAAAAGGAUGUGACGCUAACCUUGAAUGUUAUUGCCGUUGAAUUAACUUCUUACCUAAUCUUAGAGAUUUGAUCGUCGAUGCUUCGGGCUAAUAAGUGGGCGGGACCCAGUGACAUGCCAAUCAUGUGACAGCUGGGGACCGGUACCCGUCCGUGGCGUAUUUGCUACCUGCCGCAGAGAAAUAAUAAAUAAUUUGUUAACGAUCGCAAUCUGGCCUGGGAGUAUCCGAGUACAGAUUUGUGUACGUCGCCCUCUAGUGGUUGGCUGCCAUUACUGGGGUGUUUGCACACCUGUAGCAGUCCAGCGUCAGUCAAUGUAAGCAGUAACGUUAGCUGCUGCUGGCUGUCUGCUGCGGGUGGCACACCUCAGCAAUGGCGGGGUACUUCGGUUGUUUUGGUAGGAGUAGUCAAUAGAUAUAACAAUAAAAAACUGGAUAGAAAGUCGUCAUUGAAAUCCAUUGGAGCUUGCAUCUAGAAUCUAUUUUUUUAUAUCUAUGUGCGCUUGUCCUCGAUAAUGACACAUCAGAUUUGUCCCAGGUAUUCUGUCGAUUUGUGCUCCCCGUUGAAUUGAUAUCCAAAACUCUAAUGAGCACGCGCAUGGCCACCACACCCUCCAAGGGUUAUCACAGGUCAAAAUACCGUCAAGUUGAUCUACCAUUUUGACUGUAAUGUCUUUGCUGUUAUUGUUGCUGCAAGUGAGCAAUAGUUUUCAAGUAUAUUCUUUUUAUAGUGCCUUUUGACCACUAACCUCUGUAAGCAAUUACAUAUGCACGAAAGACUAGAAUAGAAUACUGAUGAUGUUGCCAGUGUGAAAGUUAACGUUGUAUGAUAAGCAGUAAACACGUGGGUCGCCUGGGUUUUAAAGUGCAUAUGACAUGACAAAAAAUAUCUUAAAUAGCACUAUUAUUGGAAUUAAAAUAAUAUUUUCAGACGAUUCAACUAUAUACAACAAUUUGGCAAAGCGCAGAUGACAAAAAAUGCGUUUUUAAAUCUGCCGUUUAGCUCCCCCUGUCAUCAUAGCGCUCUGGCGCGUUCAUAUUGGUAAUGACAUCAGAGAAUGACAGAUUUAGGCAGAUUUAGCAUUGAGCCCAAUGGGGGAGGAAGCCUUUUUCAGUGAUUGUGGUUCAAGUGCGGAUUUUUCGAACGAUAUUAUCGAUCCAGAGGAAUUAUGUGACAUACAGCCAUAUAUGUUUGAGUCGUAUUUGGAGGAGUCGUAAGAUUCAGAACGAGAAAAAGGCAACGGAGACAACAAACACGACACUGAUGACUAGAGCAGACUGCAUGAGCAACACAAAAUGUCAUUAUUGUUUUUAUCUCUUUACUCCAAUAUUUUUACAGGAUAUUCUUUGUAUCUAAGUAUUUUCUCCGCAAUUGCUAUAUAAAUUGUAUUGUCAUGAAAAAUAACAGUCUUGUGCUAAAUGGAAUAUAAAAUAUUAAAAAUGCAUUUGUUCAGUACGACAGGGCUAAAUUACUGCAUAAUGGUCAAAAGUGCUGAUUUCCUAAAUCUCCCGAACGGUAUUUUAUGCCACCGCAGUUAGUCAUUGUCCCUUCCAGGGACUCUGAGAUGGACGAAAGAGCAUAAAACAAAGAGGAAGGUUAGAGCUAGGCUACAUGCUAACCCAAACCGAGCGGCUAUUCCAAGUCUCUUCCUUGCAUUUCAAAAGCAAAAAAUCCCACAAAACUACUCAGACUCAUGUCACACACCGGGUGAUUGCCUUCACCGAUCGGCCAGCCUCCCGCAGCGAGCAAGUUUUGGCCCGUCAUUCCCCUGCUACGGCCUUGGCAGGCAGGAAGUGCUCAUCGCCGGAGACGCAGCAGGGGAAUGAACGCCGAAAAUGCCACAUUCUCGGUGAACAAACAGGCUGAGGUCGGAAUGCGUGGCUGCCUGAGUCCAAGCCAAAU